Platichthys flesus (European flounder) is the source of this 414-nucleotide messenger RNA. RefSeq names its product osteocrin (gene ostn). The coding region runs from base 1 to 414 and encodes 137 amino acids. The transcript has 3 exons. The record is from RefSeq and is a predicted model, not a curated record. Lineage: Eukaryota; Metazoa; Chordata; Actinopteri; Pleuronectiformes; Pleuronectidae. Gene Ontology annotation, biological process: hormone-mediated signaling pathway. Gene Ontology annotation, molecular function: signaling receptor binding.
AUGCAGUCCUGCAGCUGUUUGCUGUUCUCCUUCCUGCUGAUCAUCACUGUUCUGCACUGCAGCGUUGAAAGCUUCAGAGUCCGACAGCAGCCGCAGGUAGGCCGGCCCCUUCUGAGGCCUCGGGCAGCUUUUCACUUCCGUCCCGGAGGAGUGAAGAGGGAAGGGGAGGAGCUAACGGCAAAACUGCUCCUAUUGGACGACAUGGUGAGGAUGGAGAAUGAUGUCAUGGAGCCGAAGAGGAAGAGGAGUUUCCCCGGCAACAACGCACCUCUGGACCGCCUGUCAAUCAGCUCCAUGGAAACCAAACACGCAACAAACAAGCAGAGUAAAGUCGCAGAGUUGCCACGGCGACGAGCCCAUCCUCCUCCCAUUGACAGGAUUGGGAUGAGUCGUCUACCGAGCAGCAGAGGAUAG